Messenger RNA from Camelina sativa (false flax), 1115 nucleotides. The record is from RefSeq and is a predicted model, not a curated record. Lineage: Eukaryota; Viridiplantae; Streptophyta; Magnoliopsida; Brassicales; Brassicaceae.
UCAUUCUUCACACAUCUCUUACUCCUACAACACACUCCAAAACACAAAAAUAUGACUACCCAACGAGCAAUGUUGAAAAACGCUUUCAUCCUUUGUCUCUUCACCAUAACCAUUAUGGCAAAAACCGUGUUUUCGCAACACUGCAGCACGACCGGAUGUGCAGGUAACCUAUGCUGCAGCAGGUAUGGAUACUGUGGAACCACAAACGCCUACUGCGGUACCGGGUGCCGAAGCGGACCUUGCAGAUCCGGAGCCACACCUAUCCCACCAAGUACUCCCAGUGGCGGUGGAGGCGGUCUAAACGCUGAUCCUCGUGAUACAAUUGAAAACGUUGUUACACCAGCGUUUUUUGACGGUAUCAUGAGCAAAGUUGGAAAUGGCUGCCCAGCGAAAGGGUUCUACACUCGCCAGGCCUUCAUUACGGCCGCCCAAUCGUUCGAGGCCUAUAAAGGAACCGUCGCUAAGCGUGAGAUUGCCGCUAUGUUGGCUCAGUUUUCUCAUGAAUCUGAAAGUUUUUGCUACAAAGAAGAAAUAGCUAGAGGGAAAUACUGCUCACCGAGCACUGCUUACCCAUGUACACCGGGAAAGGACUACUACGGUCGCGGUCCAAUCCAAAUCACGUGGAACUACAACUACGGUGCAGCCGGAAAGUUUCUUGGACUCCCUCUCUUGACUGAUCCUGAUAUGGUGGCUCGUAGUCCAGAAGUUGCCUUUCAGUGUGCCAUGUGGUUCUGGAACCUAAAUGUUCGUCCAGUCUUGGACCAAGGCUUUGGAGCCACCACGAGGAAGAUCAACGGUGGCGAAUGCAACGGCCGACGUCCUGCAGCGGUGCAGAGCAGAGUAAACCAUUACCUGGAGUUCUGCAAUAUGCUUGGGAUCACUCCUGGAACAAGUCUUAGUUGUUAAAGAUGGUAAAUGCGGUUAUAAUAUAUGCCACGGUUUAUAGUAUGACGGUUGUCGUGCACGUGUGAGUUUAUAACUAAAGAUGUCGAAUAAAAGAUUAUGCGGUGUAUUCUAAUGUACCAAUGUGUUGUUUGUAUCGGUUGUCAUAGCAUGAAGCAUAUAUCACUAUAUCAGCCCAUCCAUAAUAAACGUAUUUACUAAAAUUUGCAACU